Zasmidium cellare ATCC 36951 is the source of this 3168-nucleotide messenger RNA. RefSeq lists its product as uncharacterized. Gene Ontology annotation, cellular component: mitochondrion; oxoglutarate dehydrogenase complex. The transcript has a single exon. NCBI's taxonomy places the organism in Eukaryota, Fungi, Ascomycota, Dothideomycetes, Mycosphaerellales, Mycosphaerellaceae. Gene Ontology annotation, biological process: tricarboxylic acid cycle. The record is from RefSeq and is a predicted model, not a curated record. Gene Ontology annotation, molecular function: thiamine pyrophosphate binding; oxoglutarate dehydrogenase (succinyl-transferring) activity. The coding region runs from base 1 to 3168 and encodes 1055 amino acids.
AUGCUGCUUUCUCAACUCUGUCGAUGCAGCAAACGCUUGGCCACUGGUAGUGCCGCUACCAGAGCCUUCUCUAGCAUUGCUCCCAACGCGCCCCGAACUGCUCUGGUAGCCAAGAGACGGGAGCUGGGGAUUGCCUCCUACAACGCCUUCACUGCGCAACAUCGCCAGUAUGCCGUGGCAGCCGAAGAUACCGAACAUGGCGUGGACCCCUCCGAUUCCUUCCUCUCAGGAAACACCGCCAACUAUGUCGAUGAGAUGUAUGCAGAAUGGAAGAGAGAUCCUACCUCUGUGCACGUCUCGUGGCAAGCCUACUUCAAGAACAUGGAGAGUGGCGACAUGCCAGUGAGCCGCGCUUUCACUCCUCCACCUACGAUUGUUCCCAACCCUGUGGGAGGCGUCACAGCACCAUCAUUCGCAACUGGAGCUGCUAUGGGCGAAGGCCAAGGCAGUGAUGUUAUGAACCACUUGAAGGUCCAGCUUCUCGUGCGGGCAUACCAGGCAAGAGGACACCACAAGGCGAAGAUAGAUCCAUUGGGCAUAAGAAGUCAAACAGCAACAGUACCAAGAGAGUUGGAUUUGAAGACAUACGGUUUCAGCGAGGCUGAUAUGGAGACGGAAUACACCCUGGGUCCUGGUAUUCUACCACGCUUCAAGACGGAAUCGCGGGACAAGAUGACUCUGCGCGAGAUCAUUGAGGCUUGCGAGCGUCUCUACUGCGGUCCAUACGGUAUUGAGUACAUUCACAUUCCCGACAGAGAUCAGUGCGACUGGCUGCGUCAGAGAAUAGAGGUGCCACAGCCCUACAAGUACUCCGUGGACGAGAAGCGCCGCAUCCUGGACCGUCUCAUCUGGUCUUCGUCAUUCGAGUCUUUCCUGGCUACCAAGUACCCCAACGACAAGCGUUUCGGUUUGGAGGGUGGAGAGUCUUUGAUUCCUGGCAUGAAAGCUUUGAUUGAUCGCUCGGUCGACUACGGUGUCAAGGAUAUUGUCAUUGGAAUGCCGCACAGAGGUCGCCUGAACGUCUUGUCCAACGUCGUUCGCAAGCCAAACGAGUCCAUCUUCUCCGAAUUUGGUGGUUCCGCUGAGCCAUCCGACGAGGGUUCUGGAGACGUCAAGUACCAUCUGGGCAUGAACUUCGAGCGUCCUACUCCAUCCGGCAAGCGUGUUCAGCUCUCCCUCGUCGCCAAUCCUUCUCACUUGGAAGCCGAAGAUCCAGUGGUGCUGGGCAAGGCUCGCGCUAUCCUGCACAUGAACGGCGAUGAGGACCAGGCGACAUCCGCUAUGGGCGUCUUGCUUCACGGUGAUGCUGCGUUCGCCGCUCAAGGUGUUGUGUACGAGACUAUGGGAUUCUAUGCGCUUCCCGCAUACCAGACCGGCGGCACAAUCCACCUGAUCGUCAACAACCAGAUUGGUUUCACAACUGACCCACGUUUCGCCCGCUCGACCCCAUACUGCUCUGACAUUGCCAAAUUCGUCGAUGCACCUGUCUUCCACGUCAACGGUGAUGAUGUUGAAGCUCUCAACUUCGUUUGCCAGCUCGCGGCUGAUUGGCGUGCUGAGUUCAAGAAGGACGUCAUUAUCGAUAUCGUCUGCUACCGAAAGCAGGGACACAACGAGACUGACCAGCCUUCGUUCACUCAGCCCCUGAUGUACAAGCGCAUCAACGAGCAGCAGCCAGCCAUUGACAAGUAUGUCCAGCAACUGCUCGAUGCCAAGACCUUCACCAAGGACGAUAUCGACGAGCACAAGAAGUGGGUGUGGGGCAUGCUGGAAGACUCCUUCUCGAGAUCUAAGGACUACCAACCAACCGCUCGUGAAUGGCUGACCAGUGCUUGGAACGGAUUCAAGUCGCCAAAGGAGCUUGCCACCGAAGUCUUGCCACACGAGCCUACCGCAGUUGAUGCCGACAGACUCCAGUACAUUGCCAAGAUUAUUGGUGAGCCACCGGAGGGCUUCCAUGUCCACCGCAACCUGAAGCGUAUCCUUGCCAACCGAACGAAGACUGUUGACGAGGGUAAGAACAUCGACAUGUCGACUGCUGAAGCUCUUGCGUUUGGUACCCUCUGUAUGGAGGGUCACCACGUGCGUGUAUCUGGUCAGGACGUUGAACGUGGUACCUUCUCGCAGAGACACGCCGUCCUUCACGACCAGGAAAGCGAAGACACCUUCACUCCUCUCAAGCACUUGAGCAAGGAGCAGGCGUCUUUCGUCAUCUCCAACUCAAGCUUGAGCGAGUACGGUGUUCUUGGCUUCGAAUACGGAUACUCUCUCUCGUCUCCUAAUACUCUGGUCAUUUGGGAAGCCCAGUUCGGUGACUUUGCCAACAACGCACAGUGCGUCAUCGAUCAAUUCAUUGCUUCAGGAGAAGUCAAGUGGCUGCAGCGAUCUGGUCUGGUCAUGAACUUGCCGCACGGAUACGACGGACAAGGUCCAGAGCACAGUUCUGGCCGUAUGGAGCGAUUCUUGCAGCUUUGCAACGAAGACCCCAGAAUCUUCCCAUCGCCAGAUAAGCUUGAGCGCCAGCACCAGGACUGCAACAUGCAGAUCGUUGCUUGCACUACCCCAUCCAACUCUUUCCACAUUCUUCGCCGCCAGAUGAACCGCCAGUUCCGCAAGCCAUUGAUCUCAUUCUUCAGCAAGAGCUUGCUCCGUCACCCACUCGCUCGCUCCAGCCUCGACGACUUCACCGGAGAGAGCCACUUCCAGUGGAUCAUCUCCGACCCUGCGCACGACGAGAACGCCGAGUUCAAGAUCCAGCCUCACGACGAGAUCAAGCGCGUGAUUCUCUGCUCUGGCCAGGUUUUCGCCGCGCUCUUCAAGUACAGACAACAGAACAACCUCACCGACACCGCCAUUACUCGUAUCGAACAGCUAAACCCAUUCCCAUGGGCUCAGCUCCGUGAUAACCUCGACAGCUACCCCAACGCCGAGACGGUCGUUUGGUGCCAAGAGGAACCACUCAAUGCCGGCGCCUGGUCCUUCACUCAACCUAGAAUCGAGACUCUCCUCAACAACACACAGCACCACGACAGGAAGCACGUCAUGUACGCUGGCCGCAACCCAAGUGCGUCGGUGGCCACCGGUCUCAAGAGCACGCAUUUGAAGGAGGAGCAAGAUCUCUUGGAGAUGGCGUGGAGCGUGAAGCAGGACAAGCUCAAGGGAGAGUAA